GUGAGUUGCCGAAGAGCUGCAGUGUUUCGCGACGGAGGCGGCAUUUGAAAAGGAAACCAAAAGUAUCAUUUACUCUCCGACUUUUCUCUCAGUGUCCAGUGACCGAAGUAAUCCUUAGAGGAUUGCGUGAUCGUCUUCCGCCAGCCUGAAACCAGAGGAGACAAAGAUGAUCGGAGCAACGUCUCUCGUAAUUUUAUUGACUACAGUCGCAGCAACGCAUGGUGCGUUCAAUUGUCCUGUCAAAGACGGUCAGUACGAGCAUCCGAAACAAUGCGACAAGUAUUACGACUGUAAUGAUGGUGUUGCCGCAGAAAAACUGUGUCCAGAUGGUCUCGUUUUUGAUCCAUUAAAUCGUAAGGUCAACAAAUGCGAUCACGUGUUCAACGUUGAUUGUGGGGAUCGUCUCGAAUUACAGCCACCGCAACCGACGAAGAAGUGUCCGCGAAGGAACGGUUUCUUUGCUCAUCCGGACCCAUCUGUUUGCAACAUCUUUUACAAUUGUAUCGACGGCGAAGCUAUCGAAAUCACGUGUACCACUGGUCUGCAUUUUGACGAGUACAGCGGAACAUGCGUGUGGCCUGACAGCGCUGGUCGUGAGGGCUGCGGAGUAGUAGACAAGAAGUUGAAAGACGGCUUCGAGUGCCCGAAGGAAACUCAGGUCGACACCAGGGGAAUGGUCGUUGAUCACCCUAAAUUCGCUCAUCCGGACGACUGCCAGAAAUUUUAUGUUUGCUUGAAUGGUGUAACUCCGCGCGAACAAGGUUGCAGCGAUGGUACCGUUUACAACGAGGAACAGCAAAGAUGCGACGCGCCUGAAAAUGUUGCUGGAUGCGAGGACUGGUAUAAGGAUGACGACAAAAAGCCGUGAAAUGUCUUCGCAAUUCGUAUGUCCCGCAUCGGGAUCUCGAUAUCAUCGUAAAAUCACAUCAUCUUCGUUUAGCGCGUAAUCCAUGUGUGUGUUUAGAUAUUUGAGUGUUCGUAAAUAAUAAAUAUUCUAUUUUACCUUA
Molecule: messenger RNA, 1007 nt
Organism: Megalopta genalis
Lineage: Eukaryota; Metazoa; Arthropoda; Insecta; Hymenoptera; Halictidae
Product: protein obstructor-E
Cellular component (GO): extracellular region
Molecular function (GO): chitin binding
Source: RefSeq, a predicted model, not a curated record